GAGCACGGUGCAGAUAGGUUUGGGUAGGUAAGGAUUGCCGGCGAGCGGGAGAAGGCAUCAAGGUAGGUAUCAUAUGUAAGCUCGAUUGUUUCGUUGUGAUUACUCGUACUUUUAAUCGAGCCCUAUGCCCCUCUCUCCUGGCCCCUCGACCUCUCUCGCGCUCUCCAGUCCUCCCUCGUCCUCCGGAAGGUCGUUACGUAUACGCCAUGGUUUUGGGUUGAGCUCGAAACCGCAGCAGCAGGCUCGAGAGCGAAAAUUGAGACGGCAAGACUUGGUAUGUUGGGGCGCUGCGGCUUGUCCGCCGUGCGCCCUUCGGGUUUGUCACCACGCAAGCAAAGCAAAGCAAGGACCAAGCCGGAGCCGGGAACAUCUCGUACGGGGUCCCUCCGUCAUCCAAUCGCGUGUCUCGAUGGCAGCUACUACCGCGCCAUGGCUCGGAUCGGCCGCGGCGGCAAGGGUAUCCGGCUUCGCCACCCUGGGCAUGAAACGGGAAUUCGGAAGUGCAGAGAGCCGUAGUGGUGCCAGUGCUGUGGAGGGCGAGCUGGUUGACGUUUUGAACUGUUUGGAUGACGACAGCGCGCAGGAUGCGGCGGCCACUAACUCACAGUCUGCAGUCCCGGCGCCAAGGGUCAGCACUUGCCCUUCCGCAGCACGACCAACCAAAGCCGAAGGAAGCGCUCUCGGCAUGGCUUCCGAGACCUCAGACCUGGCUCAAAGACCGCCCGUUGCGCAACUGCUCUGCAGCCAUAGUGUGGAACAAUCUCCGGAAUCAUCCCUACACAGCCAGCACUCGAUCCUCCUUGCGCCAGCGCAGAUUUACUGUCGAUCGUCACAUGGCCGGACUGCACCGCUGCUGCAUGGACCUUUUUUCCACAAUUAAAGUAGGUACCGGGUUAGUAAAAAGGUUCUGGGAAGAAGAACAAGAACAAGAAGCAGGCAUACGCAUGAGCUCCUCCUCUACUGCCUCCACCGACGACCCAACCAUCACAACCACAUGUGGAGCUUCAGGAUGCGGAACCAACAGUGACACCGCCGACGACGAGCCCACGCCCACGCCGACCGCCAGCGGUAAUGAGACCGAGAUCAUCGUCAGCGCCAGCGGCGCGAGCAGU
Messenger RNA from Tricharina praecox, 1112 nucleotides. RefSeq lists its product as uncharacterized. Bases 125 to 880 code for a protein of 251 amino acids. The record is from RefSeq and is a predicted model, not a curated record. The transcript is spliced from 2 exons. NCBI's taxonomy places the organism in Eukaryota, Fungi, Ascomycota, Pezizomycetes, Pezizales, Pyronemataceae.